Messenger RNA from Mucor mucedo, 1722 nucleotides. Its product is annotated as glyoxal oxidase N-terminus-domain-containing protein. Lineage: Eukaryota; Fungi; Mucoromycota; Mucoromycetes; Mucorales; Mucoraceae. The transcript is spliced from 3 exons. Bases 59 to 1687 code for a protein of 542 amino acids. The record is from RefSeq and is a predicted model, not a curated record.
UCCGUUUAUCCUCUUUUUUUUUUUCCCCCCCUUUCCUUGCUCUCCCUUCCAUCUUGGAAUGUACAUUACAAAGAUCUCGGGAUUCCUUGUGACACUAUGCAUUAGCACAGUUUCUUGUCAAUCACCGUUCUUCAAUCAAGAAAAAGUGUCACCCUAUGAAAAGUCUGGCAAAAUGGAACAGAUAGGCCGCACUGGUGUAGCCGCUAUGCAUGCAGUUUUAUUAAACGAGAAGAGUAUUUUAAUUAUCGAUAAAGCGGAAGAAAAUGAAGCCAAAUUAGAUUCGGGAAUCAGUGCGUAUUCCACCUUGUAUGAUAUAGAAACAAAUACCUAUCGCACACUCCUACUAGAGACCAACACCUUUUGUUCGGCAGGUGGUUUCUUAGGAAACGGUACCUUUAUUAGCACAGGUGGCGCAGAGAGUCGAGGUGCAUGGAAAGCAGGUCGAGGUCAUCAAUCCAUUCGACAUUUCCCUCCCACUUGUUCCGAUGACAAUUGUCUUUGGCAGGAAUUCCCUACAGGUAAAAUGUACAGUAACCGUUGGUACCCCACCGUUGAACAACUACCCGAUGGCGAUUUAAUCAUCAUUGGAGGUUCUAACGCAGGCACCAAAUAUAACACCGUCAUCAAGAACACACCAUCCUAUGAAUUUUGGCCACCGAGAACAGAUGAACCCAUCGAACUGGAUUUAUUGUUACAUACAUUACCCUAUAAUCUCUACCCUUUUGUCUUUCUCUUGCCCGAUGGACAUUUGUUUAUCUUUGCAUCAAAAAAAUCCAUCAUUUACGACUACAAGGAACAUAAAGUGGUACGUGAGUUACCUCCUAUGCCUGGUGUGCCUCGUUCCUACCCAUUGACAGGUGGCGCAGUCAUGUUACCGUUACGACCGGAAAACGAUUACAAUGUAGAGAUUUUAAUUUGUGGUGGGUCUGCUAGUCCUGCUGCAACAUCGGCUGCUGAUGAUACGUGUGGUAAAAUCAAUUUGGGUGACAAGAACCCACAGUGGGAGAUGGAUACAUUUGUGCAUAAACGCGUGAUGCCCGAUGGUGUGUUUGGUACAGAUGGUAGUAUUGUUUGGGUAAACGGCUGUCAACGUGGGUAUGCCGGAUACAAGGAUGCCAACCACGAUCCUACUUUCGAUCCAUUGAUUUAUCACCCAGAGAAACCUAAAGGGAGUCGAUGGCAACAAGGGUUAGCUACCACGGAUAUUGCACGCAUGUAUCAUUCGGUGGCGCUUACUUUACCCGAUGGACGUAUCUGGAUUGCCGGAUCCAAUAGUGUGGACCCUCCCGAUAUUCAUGCAAAGUAUCCUACUGAAUUUCGUGUGGAGUAUUUCUCACCACCUUAUCUCUUUCAAAAAGGCGCACGACCCAAGAUAUCUCAUGUACCGCGUAUUGUGGGUUACAACGAGACCUUUCAGAUUCUUUUGCAUUUGGAAGGUAAAGUGGGUAAAGUAGAGGUGGCCAUGAUGCGACCUGGGUUCAGUACACAUUCAAUGCAUAUGUCACAGCGUUACGUCUACUUGAACCAUGAGGUGAGUGAGGACUUUCAAUCAGUACGUAUCCAUAGUCCUCCUCAUGCCAACCUCUUUCCUCCCGGUCAGGCCUUUUUGGUCGUGAUGCAGGAUGGUGUACCCAGCGUCACCACAGAGUUCUUUAUUGAGCAUGAUAAGGACGAUCUCCUCAUUUAAUAAUAAUAAUAAUAAAAAAAAAAAAUUUAGAAACA